This is a messenger RNA of Vicia villosa (hairy vetch), 639 nucleotides long. RefSeq lists its product as uncharacterized. Gene Ontology annotation, molecular function: RNA-DNA hybrid ribonuclease activity; nucleic acid binding. The record is from RefSeq and is a predicted model, not a curated record. The transcript has a single exon. The coding region runs from base 1 to 639 and encodes 212 amino acids. NCBI's taxonomy places the organism in Eukaryota, Viridiplantae, Streptophyta, Magnoliopsida, Fabales, Fabaceae.
AUGGCUAGAGCUAAAUUGGUAGAUAACUUAACUAAGAAGAAAGCCGAUGAUUCCAUGCUCAGUUUCACUUUUCUUAAUAUUUUUGACAUUAACAUCAAUCACCGGGAUACGAUAGCUAUGAUUGAUGUUAUUUGGUGUCCUCCGCUCUUUGGUUGGAUCAAGUGUAACGUUGACGGAAAGGCUGCAGGUUCUUUGGCUGCCUGUGGUGGGAUAUUUCGCGACUGGCAUGCUAAUCACAUAUUGAGCUUCAGUGCGUUUAUUGGUGAAGGAUCCCUGGUUGUGGCGGAAUUUAUGGCUACUGUUAUGGCAAUUGAGAAAACAAAGAUGAUGAAGUGGAAUAAAUUAUGGAUUGAGACGGGUUGUAAAUUGGUUGUUUUAGCCUUCUCUAAUAGCAACUUAGUGCCUUGGAAAUUAAAAUCUCUUUGGCUUAUGUGUUGGGAUUACACGCUUAGCAUUGAUUUUAGGAUCACUCACAUCUACCGGGAAGCCAAUUUUUGUGCGGAUUUCUGGGUGAAUAUUGGCUUUAACAGCAAAGCGAUUACUUGGCUUAGUUAUGUACAUAGGGAGAUUACAAAGGAUUACUUGUUAGACAUGAAAGGUACCCCUAAGUUUUGGCUUGGUCCUCCUCUUAUGUUGUAA